Molecule: messenger RNA, 1546 nt
Organism: Engraulis encrasicolus (European anchovy)
Lineage: Eukaryota; Metazoa; Chordata; Actinopteri; Clupeiformes; Engraulidae
Product: Poly(U)-specific endoribonuclease-C-like
Exons: 7
Coding region: 75-947 (290 amino acids)
Molecular function (GO): RNA endonuclease activity
Source: RefSeq, a predicted model, not a curated record
CAUGUCCGUUUUAUGACGGUCACAAGUUUAUUACAACUACAACAAACAGUCGAGGAGUGAGAAGUGAAUUAACAAUGGCAUAUCGCAGUCAAGGUGUGAAUGAAGAGAUAUCCGCUGUCCUGAAUGAGCUGUGGAAACUGGAUACUAAUCGUCUCAAGCCUGGGAAAGAUUACAUCAUCGCACUGCAGGGAAGAGCAGGAUAUGUGGCCCAUGGCAGCAACCAGGCCCGAGACCGAGCGAGAGCUCCACUCUUCGAAUAUGUGGAUGACAACAAACUGAGGGGCAUUGAGACCUAUGCCCAUUUUGUAAAUCUGCUGGACAACUAUGAGAUGUCCACGGGAGUGGCAGAGACCGUCACCUCGCAGGAGAUGAUGGAGAACCACCUCUUCCUGGACGCCAUCCUGCAAACAGAGGUCAUGAAGUGUGCCCACAGUUAUUUGGUGAGGAAGGGACAGGCUUCUUCAGAUAUGACACAUUUCAAGAAGCAGCUGUUUGACAUCUGGUUUCGCCUCUACCAUCGGGACAGGAGUGGCGGGCAGGAUUCCUGUGGCUUCGAGCAUGUGUUUGUGGGCGAGACCAAGCACGGGAAGGAGAUCAUGGGCCUGCACAACUGGGUCCAGUUCUACCUGCAGGAGAAGCACGGUCACGUGGACUACAAAGGCUACAAAGCACGAGGCAACAAGGACACACCGGAUGAAGACGACCACGUCCUGAACCUGCAGUUCAGCUGGAAGGACCUGGUGAAGCCGGUGGGCAGCUCCUUCAUUGGGGUCAGCCCUGAGUUCGAGGUGGCCCUCUACACCGUGGUCUUCCUCAUGUCCAGCGAGAAGGUGACCAACGUGGUGGUGAAGGUGGACGAGUAUCUCCUGGAGGUGGUGGUGUGUCGCUACGGACACUCCAUCGGCACCUCCUAUCCCAAGAUGCUGAGCAGCAACAACAGGGAUUAGCUAGGCUUGGCUAGCGCCCCAGGUGACAAGCAUAAGGGUGACCUACAGUGACGGCCUCAUUUACACUUGCAGAAAAUUUUAUAAACAGAAUUUUCGUAUCGAUUUUUUAGGGCUUGAGCAACGAUUAGUUGUCUUGCUAAAAGAACAUGACUCAGUUGUAAAGCAGGUUCAGUUAAACUUCAGGUAGUGUUAAUCACCUAAUAGCAGAGCCUGGAGUCCAUUCCAAAGACAUCUGUGGGUAAUCUAUUAGCAUGUUAACCACUUCCUAGAGGUUAACUUAGCCAGGUUUAUCACUUAACCAUGUUCUUGAAACACUGCCCAGAUUAAAAAAGGGCUUUUGUUGAUGUAAUUUAUUACAUAAUUGGAUCAUGUUGAGAAUGGGUAGUUUUUAUCCAUUCACACAAUAUAAAAACAUUUUUUUUAACUAAUUUUUUAGGAGUAUAAACAGGUUUCUCUUGUUUACACAUAUCUGAUCAGGUUCACGUUCAUCUUCAAAAAAUAUUCUUUAAAAUGUUACUCCUUUUACAAAAAAAAUCAACACAGGCCUACAGAACUAAACAAGGUCCAUUGUAAAUCUACUUUUUCCAUUCUUGUACGAA